Messenger RNA from Moesziomyces aphidis, 1176 nucleotides. The record is from the annotation of a GenBank genome assembly. NCBI's taxonomy places the organism in Eukaryota, Fungi, Basidiomycota, Ustilaginomycetes, Ustilaginales, Ustilaginaceae.
AUGGAUAGCAACGCCACAUCACAAGAGGCUUCCUGGCCAUCGCCAGCCUCCUCUUGGAUCGAAAAGGUCCUCUUCCUCGGCACGGGAACCAGCGGACAAGUGCCGGCGAUCCACUGCGUCACCCAACCCGACUUUGGCGGUUGUGCGGCUUGCGAGGAUGCCACUCGUCAUCCUACGGGCAAGAAUCGGAGAGGAUGCACUGCAGCUGCCAUCGUCGGGCGACAUCCGCAAGACUCUACGGACAGUACCAUUCUCAUAGACUGCGGCAAGACCUUCUAUUCGAAUGCCAUCGUCCAUUUCCCCAAGAACGGCAUCCGCUCCAUUCGCGCCGUCCUGCUCACGCAUGCCCACGCCGAUGCCAUCCUCGGACUCGACGACCUUCGCGCAUGGACCAUGGGUGGCGUCAUUCAGCGACACGUCGACAUCUAUCUCACCGAAGAAUGCAUGCAAGUAGUUGCGGGCAUGUUCCCAUACUUGGUCGACCGCUCCAAAUCCACCGGCGGCGGCGACGUACCCACUCUCCGCUGGAACAUCAUCGACAGGCACUCCUCCUUCACCAUUCCAGCCUCGCAAGGCCGUAGAGAGCUUCGAGUUCAGCCCCUUCCCGUCCUUCACGGCUAUAUCGGCCGCUCCUCGCCCUUUUGGAGCCUGGGCUUCCGCAUCGACUCGUUCAGCUACAUCAGCGACUGUCAUAGCAUUCCCCCGGAAACCUUGGAACUCAUGCGCGGCAGUCAGGCCAUCGUCAUGGACGCCCUCAAGAUGGACCGUCAUCUCUCGCAUUUCUCCUUCUCGCAGGCUCUCUCCUUCUUCGCCUCCUUCUCGCCUCCGCCCGUGCUUGGGCUACUCACCGACUUCACCCAUCGCAUAGAGCACUCCACCACACAGCGGCUCGUCGACACUUGGAGGAACGGCAUGCUGGCUGCUCAGCUCGACCCGCAUCUCCAAACGUCCACUGCGAACGAAACAUCCAAACACCCGCAUAGCACCGGAGAAGGCGGCGGUGUCCGCUGGUGGUCACACAUCUGGGACGAACAGGACAAUGAGAGCAACAUGACGAUUCGACUUCGCCGCUCAUAUCCCUCCCUUCGAGAAGAUGCUGCUCGAAACGUCGCACAUUACAUCCCGCCCAUCAAGCUCAGCUGGGACGGCUUGGUGGUACAUUUUCACCCGCAAUGA